AACAUGUUUCUAUGUGUUUAUGUGAAGAUUUGCAUUCUGUGUACAAGUGGACUGACUGUACAGGAGGAAAAGGAUUUAAAGCUAUUAAAUAAGCUUGUUUACGGGCUUUGUGAGCAAAUAUGCUUAGAAAAAUUCAGUCAAUAAAAUGCAUCUGAUCAUGUAUGCCAGUGUUGAGAAAGAUGGAGAGCAUUACAUGACCCCAGAAGAUUUUGUGCAGAAAUACUUAGGACUUCAUACAGAUCCACGUUACAAUCCUAAAACAGUACAGCUGUUGGCUGGAGUGGCAGAUCAAACUAAAGAUGGGUUGAUUUCCUUUCAAGAAUUUUCGGCAUUUGAAUCUGUUUUGUGUACUCCAGAUGCAAUAUUCAUUGUUGCUUUUCAGUUAUUUGACAAGAGUGGCAAUGGAGAAGUAACGUUUGCAAAUGUCAAAGAAGUGUUUGAACAAACUACUAUUCAUCAUCAAAUCCCCUUCAACUGGGACUGUGAAUUCAUUCGGCUGCAUUUUGGACAUAACAGAAAGAAGCAUCUUAACUAUACAGAGUUCACUCAGUUUCUUCAGGAGCUGCAGUCAGAACAUGCAAGACAAGCCUUUGCAUUGAAGGAUAAAAAUAAAAGUGGCAUGAUUACUGGGCUGGACUUCAGUGAUGUCAUGGUUACCCUUCACUCCCAUAUGCUGACACCAUUUGUGGAAGAAAAUUUAGUUUCAGUAGCUGGUGGAACUGUUUCACAUCAGGUCAGCUUCUCCUACUUCAAUGCAUUUAAUGCCCUUUUGAAUAACAUGGAUCUCAUUAGGAAGAUAUACAGUAAUAUAGCAGGUACAAGAAAAGAUACUGAAGUCACAAAAGAGGAAUUUACCCAGUCUGCAAUACGAUUUGGACAAGUUACACCGUUGGAAAUAGAUAUUCUUUACCAACUUACAGGUUUAUACAGCGUUACUGGGCGAUUAACUUUGGCAGAUAUUGAGAGAGUAGCACCACUAGCUGAGGGUGCAUUACCUUACAACUUGGCAGAACUCCAGAGGCAGCAAUCGUUUGCAGAGUUAAGCAGGCCUAUCUUGCUCCAGAUAGCUGAGUCAGCCUACAGGUUCACUUUGGGCUCAAUUGCUGGAGCUGUUGGUGCUACAGCAGUAUAUCCCAUAGACCUGGUGAAAACUCGUAUGCAGAAUCAGCGCUCCACUGGUUCAGUCGUAGGAGAGUUGAUGUAUAAAAACAGCUUUGACUGCUUUAAAAAGGUUUUGCGUUUUGAAGGCUUUUUUGGUCUUUACAGAGGCUUGUUACCACAGCUGAUAGGUGUUGCUCCAGAAAAGGCUAUUAAGCUAACUGUUAAUGACUUUGUCAGAGACAAAUUUACUAAGAGAGAUGGUUCCAUUCCACUCCCUGCAGAGAUCCUUGCUGGAGGCUGUGCAGGAGCUUCCCAGGUCAUCUUCACUAAUCCACUGGAAAUUGUAAAGAUUCGGCUGCAGGUAGCGGGAGAAAUUACUACAGGACCCAGAGUCAGUGCCCUCUCUGUCAUGAAAGAUUUAGGCCUUCUUGGUCUCUAUAAGGGUGCCAAAGCUUGUUUCCUCAGAGACAUUCCCUUUUCUGCAAUCUACUUUCCUGUUUAUGCUCAUAGCAAACUGAUGCUCGCUGAUGAAAAUGGCCAUGUGGGAGGGCUUAAUCUCCUUGCAGCUGGAGCCAUUGCAGGUGUACCUGCUGCUUCUUUGGUAACCCCUGCUGAUGUCAUCAAGACAAGACUGCAAGUGGCGGCUCGCGCCGGUCAGACAACAUACAGUGGAGUUAUUGACUGUUUUGGAAAGAUUCUAAGGGAAGAAGGCCCUUCGGCUUUUUGGAAGGGAGCCGCAGCUCGUGUGUUCAGAUCUUCGCCCCAGUUCGGCGUUACUUUGGUCACUUACGAACUUCUGCAGAGGUGGUUUUAUGUCGAUUUUGGAGGCCUCAAACCUUCUGGAUCAGAGCCUACACCGAAAACUCGAAUUUCGGAUCUUCCUCCUGCUAACCCUGAACACAUCGGUGGAUACAGACUUGCUACAGCUACAUUUGCCGGUAUAGAAAAUAAAUUUGGUUUGUAUCUUCCCAAGUUUCGAUCUUCUGCCACUGUCUUAGCUCAAACAAAAAGUAGCAGCUGAAUCCCAAAGAGACAUUUCAGCCUCUGGAAGUGAUGCAGUGCUAGAAAUUCACAAGAAUGUACUGUUUUUUUCCAGUCAGCUGCAUGUUUUUCUUGCUGAACUGAGAAUGCAAAUCAAAUUACUCCUUUCUAAUAUUGAUAUACACACAUUUACCUGUUUCUGAACUAGUUGCACAUAAACUGACUAAAGCUUUGGGUCUAUGCCUUGUUUUUAACAAGUGGCACGAAUGUGUAAGCCUAAGCUUUGCCUUGCACAGCUUGCAUUUAAUGUUACUGUACAUAUUGUACAUCUUUGUACAGAGACAUCAUGGCAUCUCUACACAUUUAUAUAAUGGAUAUUGCAGUUUGAAAUGUACAGAAUGUUUGGAAGGCUUUUUGUUAAGACUCACGUGACAAUAAAGUAUUUAAAACCACUUAAGUCAGUUCAUUCCUUCGUGGCUAUAGAGAAGUUGUCCAAUAUGAUUUUUCUUCUAUGCAGAUUUCAGACUAAAGGUUAAGGAUUAGAUGCAGCCCUUUAAUGAACGUACGGUGCAGUAUGUAGCCUCUACACUACUUUCUACUACUGUGUGUGAAAUAAAUAAAUGCAUAACUGUCCCUAUUAACAAAAUUCCUUCAUCUUUCACUCAGGAAGCCUCUAUAACUGUAGCAAAAUAUGACUGGAGUCCAUCUACCCGAGUGUCCAAAUGCACAAAGAUUCACAGCAGGAGGACAAAGAAUUCCAGAAUGGAGAACUUUCUGUAACAGAAACUGAAGGCAUUCACUAUAUUUCUAGGUAGUUUUUACACUGACAGAUUAAGUGACAAUAUGUUAUUUGUAUUUUGUUAUGUAAAGGAAAAAAAAAACAA
Tympanuchus pallidicinctus (lesser prairie-chicken) is the source of this 2966-nucleotide messenger RNA. RefSeq names its product solute carrier family 25 member 12 (gene SLC25A12). Bases 146 to 2122 code for a protein of 658 amino acids. Gene Ontology annotation, molecular function: L-glutamate transmembrane transporter activity; calcium ion binding; L-aspartate transmembrane transporter activity. The record is from RefSeq and is a predicted model, not a curated record. Gene Ontology annotation, biological process: L-glutamate transmembrane transport; aspartate transmembrane transport; malate-aspartate shuttle. The transcript is spliced from 17 exons. Lineage: Eukaryota; Metazoa; Chordata; Aves; Galliformes; Phasianidae.